CGGCGUGCUCCCAUCUGUCGGGUCGCGGCAGCCAUUUUGUUCCCCCCGAGGAGCCCCUAAGAUGGCGGCGAGGGAGACGGUGAAGGUUGCCUCCAGCCCGUCCGGGCUCUGAUCCUCCGUCUCCCCGUCCCCCGGCGGCCGGCCCAUGGCCUGGCGGAGGCCCGGACCAUGGACCUCCGCACCGCCGUGUACAACGCCGCCCGUGACGGCAAGCUGCAGCUGCUCCAGAAGCUGCUCAGCGGCCGGAGCCGGGAGGAACUGGACGAACUGACAGGCGAGGUGGCCGGCGGGGGGACGCCGCUGCUCAUCGCCGCCCGCUACGGCCACCUGGACGUGGUGGAGUACCUGGUGGACCGGUGCGGCGCGAGCGUGGAGGCCGGUGGCUCGGUACACUUCGAUGGAGAGACCAUCGAGGGCGCGCCGCCGCUGUGGGCCGCCUCCGCCGCGGGCCACCUGGAUGUGGUGCGGAGCCUGCUGCGCCGCGGGGCCUCGGUGAACCGCACCACGCGCACCAACUCCACGCCCCUGCGCGCCGCCUGCUUCGACGGCCACCUGGAGGUGGUGCGCUACCUGGUCGGCGAGCACCAGGCCGACCUGGAGGUGGCGAACCGGCACGGCCACACGUGCCUCAUGAUCUCGUGCUACAAGGGCCACCGCGAGAUCGCCCGCUACCUGCUGGAGCAGGGCGCCCAGGUGAACCGGCGCAGCGCCAAGGGCAACACGGCCUUGCACGACUGCGCCGAGUCCGGCAGCCUGGAGAUCCUGCAGCUGCUGCUGGGGUGCAAGGCCCGCAUGGAACGUGAUGGCUACGGCAUGACCCCUCUGCUCGCGGCCAGCGUUACGGGCCACACCAACAUCGUGGAGUACCUCAUCCAGGAGCAGCCCGGCCAGGAGCAGGUCGCAGGGGGAGAGGCUCAGCCUGGGCUUCCCCAAGAAGGCCCCUCCACCAGCCAGGGGUGUGCACAGCCUCGGGGGGCUCCAUGCUGCCGCUCCUCCCCGGAGGAACCACUGAACGGGGAGUCUUAUGAAAGCUGCUGUCCCACCAGCCGAGAAGCUGCCGUGGAAGCCUUGGAAUUGCUGGGAGCCACGUACGUGGAUAAGAAACGAGAUCUGCUUGGUGCCCUUAAACACUGGAGGCGGGCCAUGGAGCUGCGUCACCAGGGGGGCGAGUACCUGCCCAAACCGGAGCCCCCGCAGCUGGUCCUGGCCUAUGACUAUUCCAGGGAGGUCAACAGCACCGAGGAGCUGGAGGCGCUGAUCACCGACCCCGACGAGAUGCGCAUGCAGGCCCUGUUGAUCCGCGAGCGCAUCCUGGGUCCCUCCCACCCGGACACUUCCUACUAUAUCCGUUACAGGGGCGCCGUGUACGCCGACUCGGGCCAUUUUGAGCGCUGCAUCCGCUUGUGGAAGUACGCCCUGGACAUGCAGCAGAGCAACCUGGAGCCUCUGAGCCCCAUGACCGCCAGCAGCUUCCUCUCCUUCGCCGAACUCUUCUCCUACGUGCUGCAGGACCGGGCGGCCAAGGGCAGCCUGGGCACACAGAUCGGCUUUGCAGACCUCAUGGGGGUUCUCACCAAAGGGGUCCGGGAAGUGGAACGCGCCCUGCAGCUCGCCAAGGAGCCCGGAGACUCGGCGCAGUUCACCAAGGCGCUGGCCAUCAUCCUCCACCUGCUCUGCCUGUUGGAGAAAGUGGAGUGCGCCCCCAGCCAGGAGCACCUGAAGCACCAGACCGUCUACCGCCUGCUCAAGUGCGCGCCCCGCGGCAAGAACGGCUUCACGCCUCUGCACAUGGCUGUGGACAAGGACACCACACAGGUGGGCCGCUACCCCGUGGGCGUAUUCCCCUCCCUGCCCGUGGUCAAAGUGCUGCUGGACUGCGGGGCCGACCCGGACAGCAGGGAUUUUGACAACAACACUCCCCUGCACAUAGCAGCCCAGAACAACUGCCCGGCCAUCAUGAACGCGCUGAUGGAAGCCGGGGCCCACAUGGACGCCACCAACGCCUUUAAGAAGACAGCCUACGAACUGCUGGACGAGAAGCUGCUGGCCAGGGGCACCAUGCAGCCCUUCAACUACGUGACCCUGCAGUGCCUUGCGGCCCGGGCCCUAGACAAAAACAAGAUCCCAUACAAGGGCUUCAUCCCGGAGGAGCUGGAGGCGUUCAUUGAGCUGCACUGACCUGCCCUGAACGUCCACACGCCGCUCACUUCUCCCUUCUGAGGGGGAGACGAUGGGCUGGGAGGCAGCAGAUACUCGUUCGUGCCUCCUUCAGCCACGCAUCUGGUGAAGGCUGCUUCUGCCUCCCAUCCCCUUGACCUGCAGACAGGGUCGGAGGAGUUAGCGAGCCUUUGGUGCUAGAAGCCGUCAGGGUCACGUGCUAAGAGAACGCUCUUUCUCUAGGAGCCUGCUCGCUCAUUCUGAGUUGGGGGGGGGGAAAAAACCAAAAAAAAACACAGGACCUUCCCCACGUCCUGUCUGCCCAGGUUACGCAGGCCUUUGCCUUGUUACCUAGAGGUGGAGGGACGGAAGCGAUCGCGUUCCUUCCCUGCUAGAAGCACAGGAAGAAGCUGAGGGCAGUCUGUGUCCGCUUGCCCCUUUACGUGGUCGGGUAACUCCAGGUGCUGAAUGCAGUGUUGGGACUAGGAGCUCCCGAGAUUACAGCCUGAAAGUCAAGGGGUGAGACCACCCCUGGUUUCUUUGAGCACGAUCACGCCCUGCCCCGGUACUGCCAUCGUCCCUGGCAGAGGGGCAGGGCUCUGCCCAGGUCAGCCUGCCAUUUGCAUAGCUUUGGGUUGGUUUGCUGUUGUGUUUACUAGUGGGCAGGCUGCAAGCUUUGCACAGAAGUUCGGAGAUUUUACUGCCUUGUUUUUUUUUUUUUUUUUUUUUAAAGAAAGUUGUUGGACUCCAUAAGUGAAUUUCAAGCAGUGAGGAUUUCGUGGUGCCUGACGUGGCUGAGGAGGCCACAGAGAGUGAGCUCUCUGUGAGGAAUUUGAUGAGUGACACGAAAGUCCACCGUGUCGGUCCCUAGAAUAGACAGGCGACCGGACAUUUUUAUAAAGCACUACUCGACAGCCUUUUACAGGCCUUCCGAUUUUACAUCCUCCUGAGAAAGAGACCCGUUCUGCCAGGCAGAAAUCGGUAGUGACCGCCCAGCCUCGUCCCACUUUGCCACCCAGCAAGAACUGGCAGUUGGUUUGGGGCUGCAUUGCUGUAGCUCCCGAGUUAAAACCACAGGCCAGUGUGCCUGGCAAACCCCGCAUGGCCGCUGAUUUCAUUGUCAGCGCGUCCACAGGCGGCCCGAGCUGUUUUUCAGCUGCUCGGAGGACCGGGACCCGAGUCUUCACGAAAAAGGCCCGAGAACGGUCUUAAUGCGACAAAUCCACCAGCUAAGACGGUGAGUGUCAAGACCGGCCUGCCAGUGAGGUUUGCACAGCGUCUGUGGUUCCCAUCCCUAGGGUGAAGCGUUGCAGCUGCCAGGGGACCUGUCCCAGCGAGACUGUUCCCAAGAGCGAGACUGCAUCAGCCCCGGCGGGUGUGAGCAGGUUCCUGGCCGGCGUCGCAGAGCCGCGAAUAGCAGAAGGGAGGCCGUUCUUACCACACCCUCCCCGUGGUAGCCACUGCCAGGCCCUUAGGAGGAGCAGCGACCAUGGGUGUCCAGAAACAUCCUGUCCCCAGAGGGAAACGAGGUCUCGUUUGGAUUUUUCUUUUUCUCUCUCUCUCUUUUUUUUUUUUUUUUUU
Molecule: messenger RNA, 3738 nt
Organism: Saimiri boliviensis boliviensis (Bolivian squirrel monkey)
Lineage: Eukaryota; Metazoa; Chordata; Mammalia; Primates; Cebidae
Gene: FEM1A
Product: fem-1 homolog A
Molecular function (GO): protein binding
Source: RefSeq, a predicted model, not a curated record